Raphanus sativus (radish) is the source of this 678-nucleotide messenger RNA. RefSeq lists its product as uncharacterized. Lineage: Eukaryota; Viridiplantae; Streptophyta; Magnoliopsida; Brassicales; Brassicaceae. Bases 40 to 678 code for a protein of 212 amino acids. The transcript has a single exon. The record is from RefSeq and is a predicted model, not a curated record.
AGAAAAAAAAACGAAAAGAGAAGAGAGUAGAUAAUAUAUAUGGAGACGACUGAAAUGAGUAGAAGAGAUGUGAUUGUAUACAGAGGAAUAUGGUACGUAAUGACUCUACUCUCGGUCUUUGGCCUCUCCAUAUCACUCAAUCUUCUGUGGCCACCUGGGGGAAAGUCACCAGCAUUGUCUCGUUUCCUCAGGGACGGCGCGGUGAGUGCCACAACAUUCUAUGCAGUGACGGUACUCAGGCAUCUCUUAUUCACCGAUCCUCCCUCCACUAGUUGGUACAAGGAUUUUACUACAAAAAAAGAGAAGAUUCCUCAGGUUGUUUUUGCGGAGCUUGCCAUAUUGGUGUUAAUGACAUCUUCGGCAAUGUAUUCCGUUUUGGUGGAUCAUGACCUUACGUUAUACAUGUCGUUAUUCACCAUAUCGUUGUUCACCGGUGGGACAGGUCUGAUUCAGCUAUCGGAUAAGUUUAGGAUGGAUAUGAAACAUGCUUAUAUCACGCUUCUUUGCGGUUGGUUGUCUUGGCUUUUUGGCGUUUAUAUUUUUAUUUACCGCCCUAGUUUGAGCGUGGCUAUGAUCUUUGCUGGAGUUUACUGGAUGUUCGGCCCUUUUAUCUGUUUUUAUAAUUUCCCCAGUGAGGAAUUCUCUAUAAAUUCCAGGGUUUCCCCUCUUCCUGCUUAG